Phytophthora sojae is the source of this 1458-nucleotide messenger RNA. RefSeq lists its product as hypothetical. NCBI's taxonomy places the organism in Eukaryota, Oomycota, Peronosporomycetes, Peronosporales, Peronosporaceae. The record is from RefSeq and is a predicted model, not a curated record. The transcript has 4 exons. Bases 1 to 1458 code for a protein of 485 amino acids.
AUGACGGGCUAUCGAUCCAAGAGGCAUCGGAGGCAGGUGCGCGGUCGGCUGGAAGGCCACGGGGCCAGCGACGACCAGGAGAGCUACGAAGAACAGUUUGCCGUUCCCGAUGUGGCUCCCGACGAGGAAGCCGCGAAGGGCCGCGACGUAAGUCGCGGUCCUACUGGUCGGAAGCCUGCAAAGGCCGACGACCAACAACAACCCACCGCCAAGGCCGCCGCCAAGCGCAAGUCGCCCAAGAGGAGGAAGGAGAAGAAGCUGCGCGCCGGACUCGGCGGAAGCGUCGCUGUCCAAGCCGGAAGGCAAGGACGCGGGGCGCCAGUACACCGUCGAAGAGGUGCGGUAUGCGUGGCGUGCACUGAGCUCUUCCGGCUACUGGAGCAAGACCCGAUCUUGGUCUUCCUCAAGCCCAUGCUGAUAAGCAACUUCACGGGCCCCUUCGUCGCGCCGGACUUCGAUAGUCUCACCAGCGUCGCCCACGCCGCGCCGAUUCUCUUCCAGAUGCUGCGUGAUUCGGGAUUCGUGCUGGGAUCUUUCGAGAUGGAGAAGCUGUGCGACUGGGACCUCAAGUCCUGCGGCCAAGACGCGCCGAGUUCCUCGACGGGCUCAGCCCAGACCUCGACGACCACGCCCUCGCCGCCACCUCGAUACCAAUCGAGAGUGGACUUCAAUAGCAGCUUCGAGUCGCGCAAGCGCAAGUCUCCGGAGAAGCUCUGCGCGCCGGAUUCAGCGGAUGGACCGCCGGCCAAGGCGAGAGGCGAUGACACGGGGAAUCAGUUCACCGCGGCAGAGAUGAGGUAUAUGCUUGCUGGAGUGGAGCUGAUCCGGCUGCUGGAGCACGAUCCGAUCCUGCGUUUCAUCAAGCCCAACGCGAUCAAGUUCACGGGUCCUUUCCGGGUGCCGGACUUUGACAUGCUCACGAACGUUACGCGAGCCACAGGGACACUCUUCGAGAUGUUGCCCGAAUCAGGCCUCAGAUUGGGCAUCACCGAGAGGACGGGGGUGUAUGACUGGGACGUCGAGUCGUGGACACGUACGAUCCGCGGCGUCUUGGGACCGUUGACGGUCCUGGUCGGAUCCAUCCAACGCAAGGUGACUCCGCCUGGGACGCGCCCAAUCUCAACGCAGAUGAUAACUUCGUCCCAGGCUGAGUCGAGCGUGCAUUCCACGUCGAGGUCCAAACCCCGACGCGACGUAGAUGACGAACCCGCCGACUCGUUUGACGUGGACUUCGGGAUGCCGAAAACCACGGCCGCGACCUCAAUCACGACUUCACCGGAACUGGACGAGGUUUUCAACCAUCUGAGCGAGCCGCCGCGCGCUACGCCCCGUAAGGUCACGCCAGCGCUUAUCAAGGUUCUGCCGGAUCUGAAGGAAGCAAUUCCUAAGGCGCUGGAAGAGGCGAAAAAUGUCGACGCGAGACGCGUCAAAGGAGAUGCGCCAGCAAGGACUUGGUAA